This is a messenger RNA of Fusarium tjaetaba, 399 nucleotides long. RefSeq lists its product as uncharacterized. The transcript has 2 exons. Bases 1 to 399 code for a protein of 132 amino acids. The record is from RefSeq and is a predicted model, not a curated record. NCBI's taxonomy places the organism in Eukaryota, Fungi, Ascomycota, Sordariomycetes, Hypocreales, Nectriaceae.
AUGCAGUUCUCCAUCACCGCUAUUGUUCUCGGCCUCGCUGCCGUUGCUUCCGCCGGCAUCGUCGACACUGAGGGUGUUCGUAACGCUCCUCGCAGUGCUGUUCUGAUUACCCGCCAGAAUGGUCAGAACGGCGGCCGACCUGUUCCCAGCGGCGAAUGCUGUGUCGCCAACACCAGCUUGAAGCAGGACGCUUGCACUGCUUCCAAUGGCCAAGCCGGUCGCUGUGUUCCCGGCGGUAACAACUGUGGUGGCCGACUUAGCUGCGUCGCUCAGGCAAACUUGGAGUGUGACGCCAACGUCAUUGAGCGUGGAAAGGAUCUUUGCCGCGCCAAGGCCGCUAACGGUCUCUUUGAUGGUGGCAACAUCAUCCAGAACCUUAGCCAGGCUUCGGUCAACUAG